ACUAAGAGAGAGGAAGUUUGAAAGAGAAGGGGGGGUUUAUUGAUCAUCAAUGGCAGGGGGAGGAUUUCUGGACCCAGAGGCUGCAAAGAGGGCUCACCUCUAUGAGUAUAGAAUCACAAAUGCUUUUAUCUUUGCCUGCUGCGUUGCUGCGCUUGGAGGUUCUCUUUUCGGAUAUGAUCUGGGUGUUUCUGGUGGUGUGACUUCCAUGGAUGACUUCUUGAAAAUUUUCUUCCCCGACAUUUUAGCAAGGAAACACAAACAUCUCAAUGAGACAGAUUAUUGCAAGUACGAUGACCAGAUCCUCACGCUCUUCACUUCCUCUCUCUACUUCGCCGGCCUUGUUUCCACAUUUGGGGCCUCAUAUUUGAGCAGAAUAAAGGGAAGGAGAGCAAGCAUUCUCUUUGGCUCUGUCAGCUUCUUCCUUGGAGGGCUCCUCAACGCCUGCGCUGUCAACAUCACCAUGCUCAUUAUUGGCCGAGUUCUUCUGGGUUUCGGCAUUGGAUUUGGAAAUCAAGCCGUCCCUCUCUAUCUCUCAGAAACAGCACCUCCCAAGAUCCGAGGCAUGAUUAACCAACUUUUCCAGCUAACUACCUGUCUCGGCAUUUUUGUGGCGAAUAUUAUCAACUUCUUCACAGACAAAAUCCAUCCAUGGGGUUGGAGAUUGUCUCUCGGUCUAGCCAUGGUCCCUGCUGCUCUUAUGUUUAUUGGGGGUAUUUUCCUUCCUGAAACUCCCAAUAGCCUUGUUGAGCAAGGUAAAUUAGAAGAAGCAAGAACCAACUUGGAAAGAAUUAGAGGCACCCCUAAUGUAGAUGCAGAGUUUCAGGAUCUCCAAAAUGCAAGCGAAGCAGCUCGUGCCAUUAAACAUCCCUUCAGGAACAUUUUCGCAAGAAAGAAUCGCCCACAAUUGGUUAUAGCAGCUUUGGGUAUCCCAGCAUUCCAGCAACUCACCGGCAUGAAUUCCAUACUUUUCUAUUCUCCAGUCAUCUUUCAGACAGUGGGUUUCAGCUCAGACUCCUCUCUUUACUCAUCCAUUAUAACCAAUAGUAUGCUUGUGCUUGCGACUUUCGUUUCCAUGUAUAUUGUUGAUCGGAAAGGUAGGAGAUUCCUCUUCUUGGAAGGUGGUUGCCAAAUGAUCAUCGCCAUGCUGGUGGUGGCCAUUAUUCUUGCCCUCGAGUUUGGACAUGGAUCGGAAAUUCCUAAAGUAUACGCAGCAAUCCUAGUUGUAAUGGUUUGUUCUUUUGUUCUUGCUUUUGGUUGGUCAUGGGGUCCUCUGGGAUGGUUAGUACCAAGUGAGCUCUUCCCUCUGGAAACAAGAUCAGCUGGGCAGAGCAUAGUUGUAUGCAAUAACCUCUUCUUUACAGCACUGGUUGCACAGUGUUUCUUAGUAUCUCUCUGUCACCUCCAGUAUGGAAUCUUCAUACUAUUCGCAGCCUUGAUUAUGGUCAUGACCUGCUUCAUUUACUUCCUCUUGCCAGAAACAAAGCAAGUCCCUAUAGAGGAGAUAGUCUUUCUUUUUCAGAACCACUGGUUCUGGAGACGAUAUGUUGAACCAUCAGAUCAGAACAUCGUGCCGGAGAACUUUAAAUAAAUCUCCACUUGGUCCAAGAGAUUUCUAUCUUGCAUUUG
Telopea speciosissima is the source of this 1626-nucleotide messenger RNA. RefSeq names its product sugar transport protein 14-like. Bases 50 to 1588 code for a protein of 512 amino acids. The record is from RefSeq and is a predicted model, not a curated record. The transcript has 3 exons. Gene Ontology annotation, molecular function: monosaccharide transmembrane transporter activity. Gene Ontology annotation, biological process: monosaccharide transmembrane transport. Gene Ontology annotation, cellular component: membrane. Lineage: Eukaryota; Viridiplantae; Streptophyta; Magnoliopsida; Proteales; Proteaceae.